CGAAGAGCAAAUGGAAGAUCACACGGUGCUUUUGGUGGUCGGUCUCAAAUGAACUCUUCGACUCGACAGACACAUGUAAUCCCAACUGACACUUCAAGUAGAAGUACCAACAUCGACAGGGGUGCAAGUGUUAGUCACCCUGGAGGUGCUCGACCCAAAGAGGGUAGACAUACUUGGAGGAGGGGAGAAAACCUGAAAAGUGGUUUUAAAAGCCACGAAAGAUCCUCGAAUCCGACAGGAUGUACGGCUGAUAGUGCGUGGCCGGAAAGUGAAAAAUCGCAGCAAGGCAGAUCUAAGGGGUCGCGGGACGGCGGCUUUAGGCGGACAGAUAGAGCGAGCUACCAGGGAAUAAUGGAGGUUGAUGCGGAUGAUCGAAGUGGUCACGAGAAACAGGCUGGUUCCAAUAACCUCCAUCGAGCUUCGCAAAGCCACGAAGUCAGACAGACGUCUUCCAGGGGGCGAGGGGCCGCACGAACGUCUGCCAGUGGGCGAGGGACUGCACGAACGUCUUCCAGGGGGGAGGGACUGCACGAAGAGCAAAAUGGAAGAUCACACGGUGCUUUUGGUGGUCGGUCUCAAAUGAACUCUUCGACUCGACAGACACAUGUAACCCCAACUGACACCUCAAGUAGAAGUACCAACAUCGACAGGGGUGCAAGUGUUAGUCACCCUGGAGGUGCUCGACCCAAAGAGGGUAGACAUUCUUGGAGGAGGGGAGAAAACCUGAAAAGUGGUUUUAAAAGCCACGAAAGAUCCUCGAAUCCGACAGGAUGUACGGCUGAUAGUGCAGGGCCGGAAAGUGAAAAAUCGCAGCGAGGCAGAUCUAAGGGGUCGCGGGACGGCGGCUUUAGGCGGACAGAUAGAGCGAGCUACCAGGGUGAUCCAAGCGGGGGUUAUCAAAGAUGGCGGAGAAAUCAAAGUGACGCUCCUCAAACCUCAGGGCGGUACCAAGGUCAAGUUCAAGUUCAGCGCAGGUCGACUGUGCGUCCGAUCCCAGAGGCAGAAUUGCAGAAACUAUUAAGAGAACAACCAAUAAACAUACUGUCUUGUCUAGUGAGUAAGAAGGGUGAAUGGUCAUCUUUAUUAAACCAAAACAUUUUCAGUGAUGAUCUAGUUAUCCUUACACUGCGUGUGUUAUACUGCAUUUGUGAUAUAGACUCUGUUCAGGAUGCCAGAUUAAACUUAAAUAUAAUAUUUGAUCUGCUAGCAUCCUCUUGCUUUCUCAGCAAACAUUUGUCGAGGUAUUUAGUUUCUGUAACCGAGAAGAUGCAACUGGGUGAAGAUGGUAAUGAAAGCAUAGGUCUUAAUGUUAACAUGAUGUUGAAAGUACUGAGUGUAUACUUGCAGCAUAAACCAAAUGGUUAUGGAGAGAUGGCAGUAGUAUUGAUUCUUCUUGAUAAGUUGACGUCGUCACCAGCAUUUGUUAGUCAGGCUUAUUUGAUGAUUGAGGUGCAGAAACUAAAAGAAAGUUUUCAUAUCCUGGAAGAGUCUCAGCAAACCAAGCAAACAGUGAAGGUUAAACCACCACCAAACAACUUCAGAGAUAUUCCAAUCUUCCCCGACAGCUCAGAAAUUAGGACACCGACGCAGCCAUUCCUACGAAAGAACAUCAUUCAUGGAAGAUAUCAAGACGUGGAGCAUUAUCUUGAUGUGCAGUUCAGGUUGCUGAGAGAGGACUUUGUGGCACCGCUACGGGAAGGUAUCAUAGAGUUUCUCUCUGUGACAAACAGUCGCCAUCAAGAUAUUCGGGUGUACCGCAAUGUCACUAUUCAAAGUAAGAAGAUGGGGAGACGUAGUCUUCAGUACACCGUGAAGUUGGACGUCAACGGUCUCAAACAGAUUAACUGGGGAAAGCGUUUCCUAUAUGGUUCAUUUGUCUGCCUUACACAAGACAAGUUCCAGCACAUCAUCUGUGCGUCUGUGGCAGAUAGGAACGAAAAGGACUUGAAAAAAGGUCUUGUUGAUGUUUGUUUUCUUACCGAGUGUAGUAGCACGCCUACAGGUACCUUUGUCAUGGUUGAAUCAGUUGCUUUCUUUGAACCCUAUCGACACGUCUUACUAGGGCUACAACGAAUGAUCAGCGACGAUUUCCCCUUUGAAAGGUACAUCGUGAAUGUUUUCUCUUUUGUUAGAACACCCAAGUAUCUGAGUGGAGAGUGCUCUGAUGUGUAUGACCUACGAUCAUUGGUUGUUGAAACUGAUCAGGUCUUUGAAGAUGAGGGUCUGACUGAAACCUUCGUAAAUGCAACCUGUGUUUCGAUUUUAGAUCCACAAAGUUGGCCGACUGCAGAGGCCUUACAUCUUGAUGAGUCACAGAAGGCAGCUGUGCAGGCAGCAUUGACGAAGGAGUUUGCCAUCAUCCAAGGUCCACCAGGAACGGGGAAGACUUACAUUGGUCUCAAAAUCAUCGAAUUACUUCUGUACAAUUUACUUACGACAACAGAUGCAUCUCCGAUUCUUGUGGUGUGCUACACGAACCAUGCUCUCGACCAGUUUUUGGAGGGAGUUCUACGUUUUGGUGAGAGGAAUCUGGUUCGUGUUGGACGCCAAAGCAAAAGUGAAGUGCUUAAAUCUUUUAAGUUUUCGUCUCUCAAAAAACAGCUUGGAAGACAUCACCCUAUGAAGGACAUACAGAAAGAAAAAGAACUCAGGGCAAUCACAUCGAGGCUACAAUAUACACUUUUAAGUGUAGCUUUUGCUAAAACUGUCGUAUAUAAAGCAGAGACACUACAACCAUUCAUGACUGAUGACACACAAAGAACACUUUUUGAAAAAUUCAAGACUGAGAAGGAUCCAACAGCAAACCUUCUGAACUGGCUGUUUGUAGUUGAUAUCGAAGGUGAAACAGAUCGACCAGAUUGUUUAGAUUCAAAUCAAGACCAGGAUAAGUUUAUAGACGUAGAAGAUGAAAGCAAUCGGAUACAGCAAGAACGCCAAGCCGAGGACGAAGCCGGCUUCAGUUUUUUUGACGCGCAACGUAAGCAACAGGAACAUUCCGUUUUAAGACGAAAUGCAGCAUACAGCAGUGAAUGCGAAAAGCGAUGUGGUAAUUCAGGAUAUAAUCUUCAGGAAGAACUUCAGAAGGAUGACAUGAUGUCUGAAACAGAAGUUUCUAGAGUCACAAAUGUGUGGAGUCUGACGUUAAGCGACCGUUGGCGGCUUUACCGACUCUGGGUGAACAGGUACAUUGAGGAGCAGGAGGAGUUGCUCUCGAAAUAUCGCAGGAGUUAUGACAGCCUUUCAAAGGAAGUUGAAACUAUAAAUGCAAGCGUCGAUUUAGAAGUUCUCUCAAAAGCAAGGGUAAUUGGAAUGACGACAACAGGUGCGGCCAGAUGUCAGUCGAUGUUGCAGCUUCUUGGUCCCCGUAUCGUGAUAGUGGAAGAGGCUGCUGAAGUUCUUGAAGCUCAUAUCAUCACCACCCUGACUGCAAAGUGUCAGCAUCUCAUUAUGAUUGGAGAUCAUCAGCAGUUGAAGCCAAACCCAACAGUCUAUCGCCUGGCUAAGGUCUUCAAAAUGGAUACCUCUUUGUUUGAACGGAUGAUCAACAAUGGCGUACCUUGUCAAACACUAACCCAUCAGCAUCGUAUGCGUCCUGAAAUCUCAAAACUCAUGAAGAAACAUUUUUAUAAGAAUCUUCAUGACGAUGAGUCAGUGAAGGGUUUCGAUGACAUCAAAGGAGUGGCACAUAACAUGUUUUUCAUUGAUCAUACUAAGCUUGAAGAUGGAUCAGGCGAUGACAACAAAACCAAAUCCAACCAUCAUGAGGCUGAGGUCCUUGUCGAGUUGUGUAGGUACUUGUUGCAUCAAGGAUACCGGCCCAAACAGAUUACCAUUCUAACCACGUACUUGGGUCAACUCUCCACCUUCAAGAAACUUAUGGAUAAAGAGACCUUUGAGGGAGUUCGGGUGUCUGUGGUUGACAAUUUCCAGGGAGAAGAAAAUGACAUCAUACUUUUGUCUUUGGUUCGAAGCAACAAAGAGGGCUCCAUUGGGUUCCUGAAGACUUCGAACCGUGUAUGUGUGGCCUUGUCUAGAGCUCGCAUGGGUUUCUAUUGCAUAGGUAACGGCACCAUCUUGAAGAAAACACAGAUCUGGCAGGAUAUCAUUGGCACUCUUGAAGCUGAGAAUCAAGUUGGUUCGACACUGCAGCUUGUCUGUCAAAAUCACCCUGGCACAGUGGCUGAAGUUGCCUCAGCGGAAGACUUCAGAUUCAAGGUUCCGCUGGGAGGUUGCGGGAGGCCGUGUGAGUUCACGCUUGCGUGUGGCCACCGUUGUGAAUCAUCCUGCCACCCGUACGACUGUGAUCAUACCACGUACAAGUGCAGAGUUCGAUGCACACAGUUAUGCAAAAGGGGCGAACAUUCUCGUAACAUUGAAUGCUUUGAAUCUGACAACCCCUGUAAAGAGAUGGUGUUGAAGUUAACACCCAAGUGCGGUCAUGAAUCACAAGUAAUGUGUGACGAUUUUGAGUCGGCCGAUUGCACCGUUCCAUGUACUAAGAAAAUCACAUGUGGACAUUCAUGUACAAACCUAUGUUGGCAAGAGUGCACAUUAGCAUCAUCAUGUACAGUAAAGGUUACGAGAACCUUAAGACAAUGUCGUCAUAAAUUUGUCACGGAAUGCUCCGGAAAAAAAUAUUUGGCAGAAUGUCCUCAUGAAUGUGACAAAAUAUUGAGCUGUGGACACAAAUGUCCAAACAAAUGCGGCAAGUCGUGUCCAAAAACAAAGCGGGAUAUAGUAGGCUGGCGUGUAUCUGAGUACAAGAAUUGCAAUGAUUUCUGCACAGAAAGGUGUGGAGAUCAAUUAUCUUGUGGACAUACAUGUCCUAAUAAAUGUGGCGAACCAUGUCCAAAAGCAGAAGUUGAUCCAAACUUUGGGGAAUAUCUUGAGCUUGAAGAUUACCAGAUUCCACUUAUAUGUACAGUCAUGGUGAGCAAGAGGCUUCCUAGGUGUGGUCACACUGUUAUUGAGGAGUGUUACCGGGAUGUGAAUUUGAGAUCUUGCACAGUGAUUUGUAACAAGGAGUUGCCGUGUGGUCAUCGAUGUAGUCUGACAUGCAGCGAACCAUGUACAUGCUUACUAAGUGUCAAGAAGACGCUACAACCUUGUGGCCAUUCUUUCCAGAUUCCCUGCAACAAGACGGACGAUCUUAACAAAUGUACCAAGAAAUGUCCGAAGUUAUUAACAUGUGGGCAUCGGUGUCCUAAUAACUGUGGAGAUCCAUGCCCAGGAGGAGCUGACCAUAACCCAAGCUCAGCUCAAAUUAACAAUGUAGUAGCAAUUGUUUGUCAGCGUUCGGUAAUGAAGAAACUACCUGGAUGUGGCCACAGUUUGGCCUUGCCUUGUUUCAAAGACGUCGAGUCAGUUGCAUGCUUAGAAAAGUGCACUGAAAUUCUACCAUGUAAACACAAUUGCCCCAACAGGUGCGGCGAGCCAUGCCCAACAACUACCGAUGAGGGUGACGAUUACAGUUUGUCUGACAACAGACAACCCUUUGCAAUGAAAUGCCAAGAAGGUGUCACCAAAAAGCUAGUUUGUGGCCACAUCGUAAGAAUGCCAUGCUUUCAGAACAACAAAUUGCUGUUAUGCCCCAAACCCUGUGAGAACAUUCUGUCAUGUGGUCACCGAUGCUCCAGAAAAUGCGGCGAGGCGUGUCUUAGUGGAGGUCACCAUGCAGAGUCGGAGAGCGAAAACGAAGGGGAGACACUCUGUUCUGGUGCGGAUGCUGAGGUAGAACUGCCAUCGUGGAAAUGCCAAGAGUCUGUCUACAAAAUGUUACCUAAAUGUGGUCAUUUUGUAAAACUGCCAUGCUGCAAAAAAGCAACAACUGCGAUAUGUCCAGAAAGUUGCCAAAGGGUUUUUCCUUGUGGUCACAAGUGCCCCAAAUAGUGCGGAGAAGUGUGUCUGACUCCAGAAGAAUGCAAAGCAGUGGUUAAGAAGAGCCUUCCGCUUUGUGGCCACGUUGUUGAAACUUGGUGUCAA
Messenger RNA from Asterias rubens (European starfish), 5982 nucleotides. RefSeq names its product NFX1-type zinc finger-containing protein 1-like. The record is from RefSeq and is a predicted model, not a curated record. Bases 49 to 5889 code for a protein of 1946 amino acids. The transcript has 3 exons. Gene Ontology annotation, biological process: regulatory ncRNA-mediated heterochromatin formation. Lineage: Eukaryota; Metazoa; Echinodermata; Asteroidea; Forcipulatida; Asteriidae. Gene Ontology annotation, cellular component: nuclear RNA-directed RNA polymerase complex; nucleus. Gene Ontology annotation, molecular function: zinc ion binding; helicase activity.